This is a messenger RNA of Styela clava, 6729 nucleotides long. Its product is annotated as segment polarity protein dishevelled homolog DVL-3-like. NCBI's taxonomy places the organism in Eukaryota, Metazoa, Chordata, Ascidiacea, Stolidobranchia, Styelidae. Gene Ontology annotation, cellular component: cytosol. Gene Ontology annotation, biological process: intracellular signal transduction; canonical Wnt signaling pathway. Gene Ontology annotation, molecular function: frizzled binding. The record is from RefSeq and is a predicted model, not a curated record.
AUCUAUUUUCACAGAUAACAAUAUUAUAUUUUACCUCUAAUCAAAAGAUUUGCUAUGAGAAAGUUUCUGAACAGGAUAAUUUUAUCAAAUUUUACUCGGUGAAAUAAAAAUCAACGCUAAAUCAUGCCUGAAGAAACCAAAAUAGUUUAUUAUAUUGGCGACGAAGCGACGCCAUAUUUGAGCAAAGUUACAAUUCCACCUGAGCAGAUCACACUCGGUAACUUCAAGGUGGCAAUUAACAAGCCCAAUUACAAGUAUUUUUUCCGAUCAACUGAUGCCGACUUUGGAGUCGUUAAAGAAGAAAUUACAAAUGAUGACAGCAAGUUACCUGUGUCAGAUAACAAAGUUGUAGCUUGGUUGGUGGCACCAGACAAUGACACGGCAUCAAUAUGUUCUGGCAUGGUACCAACGCCACAAGAAAGAAUGGCAGGAAUUGGGGAUUCAAGGCCUUCUUCAUUUCAUCCAAAUGCUAUGGGAAGUACAGAUGUUGAUACAGACUCCAUGAUUUCAAACCACAAGCCCGUUCGCCCAGGAAUGCAGAGAGUAAGGAAUUAUGAUAAAUAUGGAAGUCAGUCAACUCUCUUGACAACGACUACGGAGGAUUCUAUGUUUGACUCGUCUGAUGAAACUAGGUACAGUACAACAUGUUCAGAAUCCACAAUGUCAUCAAGGCGAAAACAUCGACAGAAAGUUCGGAAGAAAAGAAGACCCAGACCAGAGUCUGAUACGACUUCCAAUUACUCCAGCAGCAUCACUGAUUCAUCAAUGUCCCUCAAUAUAUUGACUGUUACCCUGAAUAUGGAUAAAUACACUUUUCUCGGAAUAAGCAUUGUUGGUCAAAGCAAUGACAAAGGAGAUGGCGGGAUUUAUAUCGGGUCAAUCAUGAAAGGAGGUGCUGUUGCAGCAGAUGGAAGAGUGGAACCUGGUGAUAUGUUAUUGCAAGUCAACGAUAAAAACUUUGAAAAUAUGAGCAACGAUGAUGCUGUCAGAGUCCUAAGAGAUAUUGUACAUAAACCAGGACCUAUCACAUUAACAGUAGCAAAAUGUUGGGAUCCGAAUCCAAAUUACUUCACCGUACCCAAGUACGAACCAGUUCAACCAAUAGAUCCUGCUGCUUGGGUCAAUCAUACUGCUGUUGUAACAGGCGGCUUUCAAGGUCCAUCACCAGCAAUUAGUUCAAAUCUCACAGAAACAAGUUCAGAUACGAUGGCGAGCUCAUUACCAGAGUCUGAGAGAUACGAUCAAAUGCCGCUAUCGAUACACUCAGCAAUGACAUCUGUAGUUCGGACACUGAAGACACCAAACAGUGGAUUGGAUAUCAAGACAAGGAUGUGGUUGAAAAUUACUAUUCCUGAUGCGUUUAUAGGCUCAGAUCUUGUAGAAUGGUUGAGUCAGAAUGUGGAAGGUCUUCAAGAUCGUAAAGACGCUCGACAGUACGCUUCGAAUUUAUUGAAAGCAGGAUACAUCAGACACACAGUCAAUAAAACAAAAUUUUCUGAGCAGUGUUAUUAUGUAUUUGGAGAAUACAAUGGAGCUCAAAUACAUAAAGAUAUUGGGAACUUGUCACUCGGAGACUCGAAUAGUGAACACGGUUCUGAUAUGCUAGGUCCACUUCCCAGUUCUGGAUCUUGGCCGAAUGUACAUGGGGGUCACCCGUACCCCACAUUCAACAACAUGCAGUAUAACAACCCCUAUCACCCUGAUGGGGGCCCCAAACAAGAUUUCCCAGUUGCAGGAAACCAUCCACCCCCUCCUUUAUAUGGGGGAUCAGUACACAGUGAUGUAGAUACUCUCAGUAUUCAUAGUGGCAGCACAUACAGUGGGAUGCCUAUGGUUCCAGUAGCAGGUCCAUACAACAGUAUGCCACAUGCCAAUCAUCAUAGACUAAGUGGGGAUUCUGGAAGCGAUCGGGCAAGUAGUCGACAUAGUGGACGAAGUGGGAAUCGUCGAGAUAGUCCAGCUGGUGGAAAUAGUGAUCGAUUGAGUGACAGAGGCUCUGAUAGAACAACACAUUCACAACAUACUUUACAAUCACAGGUUUCUGAAUCUGGUAUGCGUCCAGGUCAAUUUGUGCCUCACAAUAUGGCACAGCAUUCUUCAUACCCACAUCACCACAAUCCACACUACUCAUCAGCGCCACCUAUGGGCCAACCACCUAUGAUGGGGCCGCCACAAGGGUUCCCACCACCUCCGCUUAUGGGACCCACCCAAAAUCAAAUGAUGCCCCCACAAAUGGGGGGCAUUUCACAGUCGCAUUACUCUAGUAAUACUACCUUACCUUACGGUGCAACUAUGGCCGGAGGGGAACUGCGGCCGCCACUACCACCUAGAAGUCUGUCUGCUGUCCCUCCUGAGAUGUCUGGGAGUCGAAAAUCAUUUCAACAGGCGAUGGGAAACCCAUGUGAAUUUUUUGUAGACGUAAUGUGAAUUCUUGUUGGUUUGGGGUUAAAGAAGAUUAUCCCGUUAAAGCUGCCAUGGUGUGGAAAAGGAGAUAUUCUAACUUCACAUAGAUUGUUUUCCAUUAGACAAUUUACAGAAAUUUUUUAGCCUUAACUCUUUUUACCUUAGUUUUAUGUCAAAAUACUGUCACAGACGUCAAUAAUGAUAUUUUAUAUACAAUAGUACAUAUUGUCUAUUCAAGUACAUGCAUUGGUGAUUUACUUAUUAGAACUUAUCUCAAAGCGAUAACCUCCUAUUAAUUCUACUGCCGUAAAGUGUUCUGGGAACGUUUUCUCUUUUUAUGUAUGUCUAGGUGAAUGAAAUACUAGGGUAUCAUUUGAAUAUUGAAUCUAGCUCGCUGGAAUUUUUUAUAAUAUUUUAAAUUAUUAGCAAACGGUUCUAUUAGGUUCUAGACAUGGGAAGUAGGUUUCGAUAUAUUAUCUAAGUAACAAUUUAAUGAAAUAUCUCUCAACUUGUUGUAAAUAUUCUGGACAUCUAAUGAUAUUUAGAGCAACGGAGGAAAACAGUUGGUAAAACAUGGUUUAUGGUACAGUGUGCGUGGGUACGUAUGAAGGCAUAUUCUCUCUUUUGAGUAGAUUUAGGUAAAAGAUGGGUAUUGCUUGUAUCUUGGGUACUCCCAAGUAUUUGAACCAAGAUGGCGGACACCGAAACGUUGUAUGUGUACUAGGUUGGGGUUAGGCCAUAAUUUUAGGUACAAAUACUACGGGAGGCUCUUGGCUAGUCACCGAACUCUUAAUUGAACUAAAUUAAGGAAAAUUGAAAUAAAAUUAUGGCCUAACCCACCCCCUAACCUGGUACACAUACAACAUUCCGGUGUCCGCCAUCUUGGUGCACAUAUACUUCUGGAGUGCUGUAUCUUGAAAAUCGUAAAUCCUUGAGCAUCAUGAUUUUGAAUCGAACUCGGAGCAAUAAAGUUAGAUGAUUGGUACAAUUAUAGUUUACGGUACAGUAAAGGCGCCCAUGUUAUUUUUCUGGUUAUACAGAUUCCUAAAAUACCAUUUUCAUGUAGGCUACAUACUCUAUUCAAAUUUCAUUGAUUGAAUUUCUAAACUGGUAUAGAAUAUUCCAUUCUAUUGAUAAAAAUUCAUUCACGGUAAUUUGCUUUUGAGUUAUUUUUUAGACAUUUUGUUUCUUCUCAUGCUGUCAUUAUUAUUUUUCCUUUGAAUUUUUAUUUUGCAUUUUUUUCUCUUGUGCCAUAUAUUUUUGCACAAAUUCUUUUGACGGUGCAAAAUGAUGAUUAUUUCAGUCACUCUGCCUCAUUUUUUUCUUUUGUCUGGAUAUAUUUCACGAAAUUAAGUCCCAGAGACUGGUGGAAAUAUUUCUGUAUUUUGGUAAAAAUUAUAUACGGUAAUACUAAAGCUUUAAUGGAAAAAUGUAUAAAACCCUGAUAUUGUCGUUUCUGUUUGUACAUUAGUGGUUUUACAAUUAAAAUUAGUACAUUAAAGUUUCUAGUGAAUUUUUAUUAGCCUGGAUUCUGUAUGGGUUGUCUUAAUACUUCGAUUGUUGAUCUGCGGAUAAUUUUUAUAAGCGAUAUUGAAUUUUCUUCGACCAGACUCAUCAAAACUAAUUCGUCUCUCCAGUUUUGCUCUGUUUUUCUGUAUUUAUAAAGAGAGAUAGCGAUAUGUGACUUUGAAAUAUAUUUUAGUGGUUAUCCUGUGAGUAACAUCAUGUGGUGUUGGUCUUUCGUUUUAUAAAUUUCAAUAUCUGCUGAACUUUGAAAACUACAUUAUGAUGAGAACAAUAAAGUUAUCCUUUAUCAAUAUAACAAUAGUUUUUCAAAACUUAUCGAGUGUUUCAAAUCAAUUACUUUUAACAAAAAAUCCAUUGGAUUUUUUUUAUCAUGAUAUUUUUAGGUUUUUUAUAAUAUUUUAUGCGUCGUUUUACCAAUUUCAUCUUUCGUUUUAGAGAUUUUCUUUAGCUGCUUUUUUUUGUGGUAUUACCUUCUUGUGGAUGGUGCAAACAUUUCUGCUUUUCUAGUUUAUAUUAUGGGUGCUAAAUUAUGGGAAAACGUACAAUAUUAAUACUUUUUCAAUAUAACCUGCCAAAUAGUUCAUUUAAACGGCAAAAUGAUUGAAAUAAUUAAGAUAUUUUUUGAUGUUUAGUCUUUAAAAUUGGAUCUUUAUAUUCAAUGAAAGCAUGAUGCAGAAUUUCAUUAUUAAAACAGUUCAACAAAGUUAGUUUUUUGGAAAUUUUGAAAUUAUUGCAACAAAAUAUGAUGUAUGCUAGACCUAAAUUAAAUCUCAUUCACUAUUGGUUAUCGUUUCUCUGAAAAGGUCAUUUUAAUAUUUGUCUUAAACUUGAAAGUUCUCCUAAACUAAAUUUUUUCGUAUGUUUAUAGCAAUAAUGUAAGAAACCGAUGUGAAGGGACCAUCAAUGAUGUUUUAUUUCAAUUCCCAAUCAAACCCUCAUUUUGGAAUGAAUACGUUAUAUAACCUGAAAAAUGAAUAUUUUGUCACAGAGUGGUCUGAAAAUUUUAAUAAUGUGUUAAAGUACGAAAAACUUGAAAAUUUAACUUUCAGACUUAAACAGUAACCCUGAUAUUCUAACAUCAAUAUUUUCAACGUGAAUUCCAUAUGCUUUCUGAAAUUCUGUCAAAAAGAAUAUUUCUGUACAAAACACUUUGACUGUAUUCCGUGUAAAAUUUCAUAUUUUCAAUUUUAGUAAAAUGCUGAUUUAGCACAGUAUUAAUGUUAUUAGUCUGUUUUAUUUUUUUAUUAUCUGAAAUCAUGGUACGGUGCCUACUCUAGAAUAUUUUUAUUUGUAUGUUUAAAAUCUCUUGUUUGUAAGUUAAUUGCAUUGUCAUUUCUGACUUAUUCGCACAUGAUUGGUCAAUCAAAAAUUUGAUCUGAGUAGCAAGUUAUAACUUCCACCAUCCCACUCUCACAGUAAAUUUCCAUGUCCAAAAUGAAACAAAUAUUCUUGUAUUCGGUUUAAUUUAUUCUGUAUUGUCAUUUCUGACUUAUUUGACAUGAAUGAUCUUAAACCACAAACUAAUGCCUUAUAAGUAUCACAAAUUUUAUUCAAGUAGUAAUGUAAUUUCCUCCUUCACAAUGUUCUCACAGUAAAUUCUCACCCAGUGAUGUCCAAAAUGAACAAAUAUUCUUCUAUUUGGUUUAGAACAGUGGUUCUCAAACCUUUUGAGUCGUGCCACGCCCCCUUUUCAAAAUUUGCCAAGUCAUACGCCCCACUUUAAAAAUAAUAACAAUAAGUUUCAAAUAACAGAUAGUGAGAUGAAAGUAUGUUCUUUUAAAAAACACAUUGAAAAUACAUGGGUGGAACAUAAAUAUCCAAAAUAUCAAAUUCAAAUAUCCAGAGUAAGGCAGGCAAGAUCAAGUCUAACAAAUAUUUUUAAUUAGCUCCUCGUCCCCUCAAAAAAUUGUCUACGUCCCCUUCGUGGGCCGCGCUCCACUAUUUGAAAAUCACUGGUUUAGAAUAUUUCCAUUUAAAAUUUGGCAUUUUGAAAAUUUGGAUUCUCAGAGUGGAACAAUAACUUUAUUAAACUUCUGACAGUAGGAAAAGAAUGAAAGCCAACACAAAGUUUAUUUCUGCAUUAAUAACGUUUUGGAAUUUACAAUAAUAUUCUCAAAAUUUCACCCUUGAACCCUCAGUGUAUAAAAAUACAUAUUCGAAAUUUCAUUUUCAAAAAUAUUUCAGAAAUUUUAAGAAAUAAACUACCGAACAUAUUCACUGCAUGUUGGAAUUAAUAAGUAAUUCUAUAUGAGCAACACAUUUACGUCACAAAUUUACAUUGCACUCUUAUUAAAUAAUAUUGCACAUGUUACCCCAGUAAAUAAAGACUGUGUGAAAUUAAAUCAGAUCUUUGUUAGUUUCGUCGUCUCAUAAAAACUGUUUACUUUAUUAAUUAAAGAAAAUAACUUGAAUUAUAAUUAAACUGGAAACUAUAUAAAGUCGUAUUAAUGUUAAUAGCGUGGCUACCGUCUGUUUUCUCAAACAUUAUCUAGAAUUGUCAUAUUGGCAGAAGGAAGGUUGCCAUUCUUAUUCAGUUUUGAUGUAAUCUUCUUAUCUUGAGAUAUCAUUUUCAUAAUAUAACAAAGAUAAUCACUAUUACUUAUCUUUGAUGGAAUCAAAGUUGUCAGAGAAAGCGCAAACGCUUUAAAUACUUACUUAAAUACUACACUUCAUUGUCAUUUAUUGCCUGAAUUUCAUUGAUAUAAUAUUUUAAUCUGCUAUUAUUUUUAUUUCUUGUGGGAUUUUACCUUGUUAUUAUUGAAACUAACGUUUUUAUUACAAUAAACUGUUCAAAUUUUC